Vicia faba (fava bean) is the source of this 519-nucleotide messenger RNA. Lineage: Eukaryota; Viridiplantae; Streptophyta; Magnoliopsida; Fabales; Fabaceae. The record is from the annotation of a GenBank genome assembly.
AUGGGUUCAUUCCAAACCUUCAACUUUGAAACUCAAAUUCCCACAGAGCUUUUGAUAUCUCAAAUCAUGCAAAUCCAUGCAACAAUUUCAAAGCUAGAAUCUCUUAGACCAUCAAAACAAGUCAACACCCUUUUGACUCACUUAGUUAAACUUUGCACCCUCCCUUCAUCCAUUGACACUGAAGCCUUACCACAAGAGAUUAAGAAAAUGCGUGAGAGCCUCAUUCCCAUUUGUGGCAAAGCUGAAAGACUUUUAGAGCUUGAAUUCUCAUCUUUCAUUAGUCUCACUCCAAAUCCAAUGAAAAACUUAACACUUUUCCCUUACUACCGAAACUAUGUUAAACUACCAAACUACGAGUACAAAAUCCUCGAACAAAAUGGCGUUGCGCAUACAGAAAAAGUAGCUUUCAUUGGUUCUGGUCCAAUGCCGCUAAGUUCAUUCAUAUUAGCAACUCAUCACAUGGAAUCAGCUAAGUUCAUUCAUAUUAGCAACUCAUCACAUGGAAUCAACACAAUUUGA